UAAAGGCUCGAUCUAUAAAUGGUUGAUUGUUGACUUUCAUCUGCAGGUUCUAAAAAUCUCUCACAUGCAUAUUAUUGUGUUUAAUGUCCCUGAAAAUAACAUUAUACCUUACAAAGUGCAAUUUACCAAUGUUUAUCAAUUACUGCAAACAGCAUGGAUGUUUAUACUGUAUCUGGAUAAACUAAUCAAUCACCGCCUCUGGUUGUGUUCACAACUAUUCAGCGACUGAGGGCAGAGAGCUGGAGAUGCAACUAUGUUCUGACGUCAGCGUGCACAAGUCUUCCUCUGUGGAUCAGGCGCUCUGAAGAUGAGAGACCGCACGGUGCGUUUCUCUGCCGCGUGAAGAGUUUCACGAGCGGACGCUCUUUUGACUGACGACGCGUCGAUGGAAGUAAGUGACAAGUUUUCACAUUUCUCUCUGCUGUGGAGUCUCUCAACAUCCUGGAAGAGCGGAUCAUAAAAUCAAGUGGAAAACCAUGCGCUGUUCUGAUGCAUGGAGAGAUGGCAUGCGUGCUCCUCUUCACUCGACUUCUCCCCUUCUCGCACAGGCUCACGAGACCCUCCAUUGUCUUGUUGUCUCUUUUUCUGUCGUAUCUGUGCUACUGUGCACUCUUCCCCGUCUACACCAUCAUGCACAAGUCAGGUGAUUUGACACCGAGCUGUCAGCGCAUCCUGGUGGAUGGAGCCAGACGGCGCCUCCAGAAAUCCCUCACCUCCUGCGCGCUGCUGCUGGACGCGCGGCUGAGCAGCGCCAAUGCGGCGAGCCUCAGAAGAGGCGACCAGCGACCUUUUUCCACUCUCAACAGCGCCAGGAACGACACGCACAGUCCCAUUAUCAGCGCAAGGUUUGCCAACAAAAAGUUGCCCAAUGCUAUCAUAGUUGGUGUAAAGAAGGGAGGCACGAGAGCGGUGCUGGAGUUUAUAAGAGUCCAUCCGGACGUGCGCGCGGCUGGAACGGAGACGCACUUCUUUGACAGGAACUAUGACAGAGGCCUGGAGUGGUACAGACGUUUAAUGCCAAGGACUCUUGAAAGCCAAAUCACAAUGGAGAAGACACCAAGUUACUUUGUGACAAAAGAGACGCCGCGCCGGAUCUCCGCCAUGUCCCAGAACACCAAACUCAUCGUGGUGGUGCGAGACCCAGUCACUCGUGCAAUAUCAGACUACACUCAGACUUUAUCCAAAACCCCUGACUUGCCCAGUUUCCAGGAGCUGGCCUUCAGGAACCAGUGCCUGGGCAUCAUAGACACGUCAUGGAAUGCCAUUCGGAUCGGCCUUUACGCUCUUCACCUGGAAAACUGGCUGCGCUACUUCCCUCUGGCUCAGAUCCACUUUGUGAGUGGAGAGCAUCUUAUCACAGACCCAGCGGGGGAGCUGGCUCGGGUGCAGGAUUUCCUCGGGUUGAAGCGCAUCGUCACUGACAAACACUUCUAUUUCAACCGCACAAAGGGUUUCCCUUGCCUUAAGAAGCCGGAGAGGAGCGCCUCGCCCCGCUGCCUGGGCAAGUCCAAGGGCAGGACUCAUGUUCAGAUAGACAGGGACGCUAUCGAGCAAUUGCGGGACUUCUACAGACCCCACAAUGUCAAGUUUUAUGAAAUGGUGGGUCAUGAUUUCAGGUGGGAGUAAAGAAAAAAAUAACCUGGUACAAGACAGACGUAUGAGUCAACAGAACAAAAUCCGUUUGAAAUGAUCAGUUACCAGUCAGCAGCAGGAUCACAUGAUUUCUCUCCCUGUCACUGCAGAUUGCUGCUGACUAGAUUUACUGACUUAUGUAUGAGCGAGCGUGUGUGUGUGUGUGUGUGUGUGCGGGUAUUACUA
Messenger RNA from Solea senegalensis (Senegalese sole), 1818 nucleotides. Its product is annotated as heparan sulfate glucosamine 3-O-sulfotransferase 2-like. The transcript has 2 exons. Gene Ontology annotation, molecular function: [heparan sulfate]-glucosamine 3-sulfotransferase activity. Lineage: Eukaryota; Metazoa; Chordata; Actinopteri; Pleuronectiformes; Soleidae. The coding region runs from base 490 to 1626 and encodes 378 amino acids. The record is from RefSeq and is a predicted model, not a curated record.